Telopea speciosissima is the source of this 1120-nucleotide messenger RNA. Its product is annotated as polygalacturonase non-catalytic subunit AroGP2-like. The coding region runs from base 64 to 1089 and encodes 341 amino acids. The record is from RefSeq and is a predicted model, not a curated record. NCBI's taxonomy places the organism in Eukaryota, Viridiplantae, Streptophyta, Magnoliopsida, Proteales, Proteaceae. The transcript has 2 exons.
CCAACUCAUUCCCACAAUUAAGGCACAAAACCAACUCAUUCCUUUCUCUGUUUCAGUUCCACCAUGACACAUCUCAUUUUAUUGCAUGGACUUCUAAUAGUAGCAUACGUUAGUGGUUCUCAAGCUGAAAAUUCCUUCUCACAAUACUGGGAAGAGCAUAUUGGUCUUCCACUACCUCCAAAUUGGUUUGCUGCAAAAGUUUCUCCAUUAGGCCUCCAUCAGACGACAAUGUUUAUCAAACUUAUAGAGGAAAAUCAACUGGCUUCUCACCUGCGUUCGUUCUGUAAGCAAGCUAAUGUUGCUUGCUCGUCAAAUGCACUAGAGAAGAGUACAAUAAAUGACACAACUCUGCCACCAAUAGCCCAGUGGAAUCGUUUAAAACUGAAAUAUGAAGGCCUUCCAAAUGAAAUGACCCUGUCGGUUGCCAGCCAAGGGGGAUUGCCAUAUUUCCGAGAGUCAAUGGUGAAAGAGGGAGGUUUCAUACAUGUCCCUGAUUUAAGAGAUCCAAUGUCAUAUAAAUCGUUCUUGCCACGAACUUUGGCAUCAAAAAUCCCAUUUUCCAUUGCCCAGAUCAAUGAAUUGAAUAAGCUUUUUGGUGUGGUGGAUGAAACAAACAUGAAUGAGUAUAUUCGAGACACCCUCGAGGUAUGUGAGGACAGCCCUAUUCGAGGUGAGCAAUGCACCUGUGCGACUUCUGCAGAGGAUCUCAUCGAUUUUGUUGUCAAAAAUUUAGGACACCAUGUACGCAUUUGGAGUACUGAGAACGUCGAAGGAUCUUAUGAAAAUGUCACAAUUGGAUCUGUGAAACUCAUCCAUGGAAACCUCUUAGAAGCACCUGUCUUAUGUCAUAGUCAACCAUUCCCAUUUCAAGUCUAUUAUUGCCAUGUUUUUCAGAAAGUAAAAGUAUAUGCAGUUAAUAUACAAGCUCAGAAGAAAUUGAAUCAUGCGAUCAUGGCAUGCCACUAUGAGACAUCUACUUGGAAUCAAAACCAUCUUGCUUUUAAGCUUCUAGGUUUUGGCCCUGGACUAAUUGAAGUUUGUCAUUGGAUAAACGAGAAUGGAAUGAUCUGGACAAAGACUCUAGGUUGAGCAAAGCAUUGAAAUUUGAUUUUCUUCUAGU